AUACACACACACAAAAAUGAUAUCAAAAGUGACAAAACUGAUUUUUUGGCCAACAGCAAAAUUAAUCAAUUUCAAUUCGCUUUUUUCGGAGUUUCGCACUUUUUUGGGAGGUAUAAAAAGCAGUGCACGCCGGGCAGUAAAUCAUUCCACAGCUUCUCUGUCUUCGACACAGUUAACGGAUACCCCCACUUAACCCACUCCAAGCCACCCAAAUUUAGAGCCAUGGCCUUCAAGUUCUUCGCUGUUCUUGCCCUCGUGGCUGCCGUUAGUGCUGGUGUUGUGCCCGUCCAGCAGGUGUAUCAUGCCGCCCCAGCCCCUGCUGUGGCCUAUGCCCAUGCUCCUGUGGCCGUGGCCCAUGCCCAGCCCGUGCUGGCCAAGCACGACGAUGAGUACGAUCCCCAUCCCCAGUACAAGUUCGCCUACGAUGUGCAGGACGCCCUCUCCGGUGACUCCAAGAGCCAGGUGGAGGAGCGCGACGGUGAUGUGGUCCAUGGCGAGUACUCGCUCAACGACUCCGAUGGCUACCGUCGCAUUGUCCAGUACACCUCGGAUCCCAUCAACGGAUUCAAUGCCGUCGUCAACCGCGUGCCCCUGGAGCAUGUCAAGACUGUGGUGAAGUCAGUGGCUCCUGUGGCCGUUGCCGCUGCCUACCAUCACUAAGGCUUAUGGCUCUCAUUCCUCUCCUCUCAUUCCCUUAACGAAAUGUUUUAGAUGAAUAAAUUGUUGAAUAUUUGUAA
Drosophila obscura is the source of this 737-nucleotide messenger RNA. It is a transcript of the gene Ccp84Af, whose product is annotated as larval cuticle protein A2B. Gene Ontology annotation, cellular component: extracellular matrix. The transcript has 2 exons. The coding region runs from base 223 to 660 and encodes 145 amino acids. Lineage: Eukaryota; Metazoa; Arthropoda; Insecta; Diptera; Drosophilidae. The record is from RefSeq and is a predicted model, not a curated record.